Molecule: messenger RNA, 970 nt
Organism: Scleropages formosus (Asian bonytongue)
Lineage: Eukaryota; Metazoa; Chordata; Actinopteri; Osteoglossiformes; Osteoglossidae
Product: exosome complex component CSL4-like
Exons: 8
Coding region: 48-632 (194 amino acids)
Biological process (GO): RNA processing
Cellular component (GO): cytoplasm; nuclear exosome (RNase complex)
Molecular function (GO): RNA binding
Source: RefSeq, a predicted model, not a curated record
CUCAAUGUAGCAGCCAAUGGGGAUACAGCGCUUCUCUUCUCAUAAAAAUGUCUCUUUUGAAGCUGUGUGUUCCAGGAGAUAGGCUGUGCGGCGCUGAGGACUGCAUCCCUGGGACAGGCACUUACUUGCGCCAUGGCUAUAUUUUUGCCUCCCUUGCUGGCUACGUACUGCGGAAGAACGAGGGAGAAGAGCUCCCUAUAAUAUCUGUAGUGAAGGAAACAGAGGCUCAGUUGCUGCCAGAUGUUGGGGCUAUAGUAACCUGCAAGGUUACCAGUAUCAACCCCAGGUUUGCUAAGGUCCAUGUGCUUUAUGUUGGUUCUACACCACUAAAAGAUAACUUCAGAGGAACUAUCAGGAAGGAAGAUGUUAGAGCAACUGAGAAAGACAAGGUUGAAAUGUACAAAAGCUUCCGUCCAGGAGAUAUUGUGCUUGCAAAGGUGAUCUCACUUGGUGAUGUCCAGUCCAACUACCUCCUGACCACGGCAGAGAAUGAACUGGGUGUGGUAGUGGCUCACAACGAAGCAGGGAUUCAGAUGAUACCCAUCAGUUGGUGUGAGAUGCAGUGUCCCCACACUCAUGUCAAGGAGUUCCGCAAGGUGGCCCCGGUGCAGUCGGAGUAUCUUCAAGCAUGACAAGGCUACAGGCUACAGAAUCCAGCCCUGUGGUGGACCUCUUUCAGUACCAACUUCCCCUUCUCUGGAGCACACAGCUUCAUAGCAUACAAACUGAGUUUCUUUUGGAAGACAGCCUUCCCACUGGCCAAGUGGAGACAAUUAAGUGUACCUCUGAAAAUUAGUGGGAAUUGUUAUGAAAGUGGUUCAGUAAUAAUUGGAUAGUUUUUAUAACAAUGUCUGUGGGUAAUAUUUUCAGGAGAAUUGUAUGGGAUGAUUUGGAAAUAAACAUGUCUAAUAAGCUAUGUUUUUUUACAUUGUUGGAUCUGUUUUUACAUUUACAGUGACUUCUAAUUCAC